AAUAUGAUAAAAGCUUACAAUUAUCUGAUAGAAGCUGUAAAAUGGCAGUUGCUGGUCACAAUCGUGUCUGCAUUCCUCAAUAUACUGUCUUGCUGCUACAGAGUAUCUUUGACAAUUAUCAAGGAAGAUAUGCCUUUGUCAUUCAUGAUUACCUACGUGGGGCUGCUAGCAGGCAUCAUGCUACCAUUGUUCUCACCAUGUAUGCUUGGAGACCAGGUUCAUGAUGAAGUACGAAGACUUAGGGAGCUAUUGGCUUCGAGACUUUAUGAGAAUCAACUAGAUAAGUCAAGCCGCGGUAUGGCUCGAGCUCUGCUGGCGUGGACGGAGACACGGGACCUCUCGUUUUCCCUUCUUCGGAUGCUGGACAUUGAUAUAUCACUGCCGUUCAAGUUCGUCGGUCUUCUCGUCACUUAUCUCAUCAUUUUGCUGCAAUUCCAGAAAGUUAUUAACCCAUAA
This is a messenger RNA of Spodoptera litura, 456 nucleotides long. RefSeq lists its product as uncharacterized. NCBI's taxonomy places the organism in Eukaryota, Metazoa, Arthropoda, Insecta, Lepidoptera, Noctuidae. Gene Ontology annotation, biological process: sensory perception of taste. Gene Ontology annotation, cellular component: membrane. The record is from RefSeq and is a predicted model, not a curated record.